Messenger RNA from Pseudophryne corroboree (corroboree frog), 2979 nucleotides. RefSeq names its product chromosome 3 C8orf76 homolog (gene C3H8orf76). Gene Ontology annotation, molecular function: protein binding. The record is from RefSeq and is a predicted model, not a curated record. Bases 179 to 1219 code for a protein of 346 amino acids. Lineage: Eukaryota; Metazoa; Chordata; Amphibia; Anura; Myobatrachidae. The transcript has 6 exons.
UCAGCCACUCCGAUAUAGAACCAACCUUACACGGACGCAGGCGCGGCGGGGCGAGCGUCGAGCAGCGUGAGGGCCGGCGCAUGCGUGUUCCCGAUACUCUGAGGCCGUGCGGAAGUAGCAAGUACGGUAGAGGGACAACGUUGUUGUGUUGCUAUGGGUUAGGCUAGUCGGAAGGAGAAUGGAGUGUGACUUCUGCUUCGAGGACUCAUUGUUCUCGGACACCAAGGAUCGAACGGCGGAGACAGGGCGGCCGUACACAGCCAAGCGGUGUGAGCCCCAGUGGUUUACAGAAGAUGUGAAUAAUGAUGACUUUAUUGAUGUGCCCACAACACUGAAAUUCAGAGCCGAUUUAUCUUACAGACAGGAAGCGUUUCAGAGAGCACUUAAUGAGUACAGUGACUGCUAUGUGCUAUUGCCGCCAGCUAACAACGCCAUGAGAAGAGAUGUCCAGGAGAGUCAGGCGCGCUGUUUAAUUCGCUUGGGGAGAUACAAAGAAGCUUUGGAUAUUGCAGAUAUACUGAUAAAAGGAGUAAGUAACACCGAUCACUUGACAGGGUCCUUGAAUCUCCAUGCAACCAUUUACAGCUGUAUGGGGAACCUACAAGAAGUGGUGUCCUGUUUGCAACAGCUGAUUUCCUUGCACCCAUUGAAUCCACACUUCUGGAUAGGUCUAGCGGAAACCUACAUGAGUCUUUUCCUUGCUGCCAGUGACUGUGGAGCUAUAUCAGAGUGUUCCAAGAAUAAUGUAUCUUCAGAGAGUUCAGAUUCUUUAAAAGGCCCUCUCAGGACCAUGGACAUAUUAAACUGCAGAGAUGCCAAAAUAAAACCGGGACACUGUAAUGAAAAUGAUGAGUGUCCUUCUUCAACAAAAGACUGCGUAACUACAAAACAACUGUGGAUGUGGUCAUGUGCAUCAUUCAUUAGAGCAAGGCUUCUCUUGCAGUUUGUACAGCCACAACAUGCAUCGUUUGUAUUGGAAAAUAAUCUGAACACACAAGAUCAAAUAGAAAUUCAACUGAACAAGUUUGGAAUAGUAGAAGAAUCUAAAAUGGUCUUAGCUGAGGUCAUGGGUGAAGAUCUUUCAGCAGAAAGAAUAAAGGACGAUGGACAGAUUGACAUAAAAACUACUCAGACGUUGAGCUCUUUUACAAUGCCAACUGUUGAGGAGUUCAGGGUCAGAUGGUUUCAUAAGAGUGACUCGCUACUAGUCCAUGCAUAGAGAUUGUGACAAAAUGUGCAUUAUAAAAUAGAACUACGACUUCUUGGUCACAGGCUGAGUCAGGAGUUGAGACAAUUUGGUAAAUCGGUAAAUGCAGUCUUGGCUCCCCUAUGAUCACUGACAUUACAGGAUUGUGGAUCUGAAAUGUUUGUACUCUAGGCACCAUUGUUGGACUGUAUGAUCAGGCACUUGGAUAUGUACUGCAUCCACCCCAUCAGUUGCCGCCUUUCUUGUCCCCUGUACAGAGUUAAUGGAGAAAAUAAAGUAUGUAGGUCGCAUCUUGGUAGUGUGGACUGCCGUGGGGGAUUGACUUGGACUGACUUCUAUGUUGUCUAAACUCCGGCAUAUUUCUGGUCUGCUUGUAUGAUUAAGAUCUUUUCUCUAGCAUCCAUAAGGGAUAUUGGGGGAAUCUAGUACAAUGGGGUAUAGAUGGGGUCCAAAGGAGCCGGUACCCCAUCGUACUAGAUUCGCCCAAUAUACCUUAUGGACUACGAGAAAAGGAUUUACCGGUAGGUAAUUAAAAUCCUAUUUUAAAAAAAUACUAAUUUAGGACUAUGGUUACUUAAUAUUGUUAGAGAAAUUGGGGGAGAUGUAUCGAGCCUUAUUGAGACUGAAAUUGAUUCUAGCAUUCAGCUUCUACCUAUCAUUUUAUAAAAUGUAUUCCACUUCUUCACUACUUAGGAUGAUUGAUGCAUCUCCUCCAUUAUCUCGCAUACGACAAAUGUGACUUCAUACAUCUAGACUCCAUAUUCCAUGCAGUAUGAGAUGCCUGGAGCGAUUGAGUGGCCAUGUUCUGUGUGACUUGGCUUUCGCCUCUUUUUUGCAUCCUUUUCAUCCAAAAAUGUGUCUUAAGCUGGGUACACACAGGAGCGAUAUCGGCCCGAUUUAUGUAGUUUCUGGCCAAACCAGAGCAACCGAUCGGUCAGAUGGUUUAGUAUAUCCGGCCAAUCUGCCCGCAACAGUUAGCGUUAUGAUCCAGUUGGCCGUGCUGCACAGCUGACCGGACAAUAUCGCAUGCGGGGCCAUGUAGUGCAAUGAAGGCCUGAGCGAGGGCUCAUUCCGUCCUUUAUUAAAUCGUUCUGAUGUGUACUAUGGAUAUGAUAUGUUGGCCGCCAAAUCGUCUGGGUACACAAUGCUCUAUCUAGGGUAUACCCAGUCUUAGUCGUAAAUGGAUGCGAUAACAUCUUCACAUUUUCAGGUGAAAAAGAAACCCCACAAGACCUGGCAUGCGAAAAGAGCUGUUUGGUGUGAUUGCAGCAAUGGUGUAUGAGGAUCUGUAUAUUACAAUUAUACCACAACAGCUCACCGCUGCCGCUCAGUUGAUUAGUACAUAUUGGGGGUAAUUCUGAGUUGAUCGCAGCAGGAAUUUUUUUAGCAGUUGGGCAUAACCAUGUGCACUGCAGGGGGGGCAGAUAUAACAUGUGCAGAGAGAGUUAGAUUUGAGUGGGUUAUUUUGUUUCUGUGCAGGGUAAAUACUGACUGCUUUAUUUUUACACUGCAAUUUAGAUUGCAGAUUGAACUCGCCACACCCAAAUUUAUCUCUCUCUGCACGUUAUAUCUGCCCCCCCUGCAGUGCACAUGGUUUUGCCCAAUUGCUAACAAACUAACUGCUGCGAUCAACUCAGAAUUACCCCCAUUGUUUCAUGCUUAACAACAUGUACGGUUAUGUAGGAUAAUUAUUUAUAAGUGAUGCUUUGUGUUAUUUAUAAAAAAAAAAUAUAUUGUUUCUUUUAUAUAAUUGGAAUAAAUAUGGAAGUCUG